CCUCCGUUGUAUCCUCUCCCAGUGUGUGCUCGGCCUUGCUACACAGCGUUACCCGGUGUCACGUGUUUUGGAUUGUAUUGAAGGGCAACUUCAGUUUUUUGCUGGACCAUUCAAGACAUGAGAGGUGCACAGGGCCGAGGGGGGAGGGUUUCAUCGAGAGUGCGCUUGAAUAUUCUUUUACGCCCGGCUGCAGCUGGAUUUUGGGCAAUGAUGCUUCUUGUGAUACCAGGUCAGAAACCCUUUGGCUGCGCAACUACAGCAGGGCAGACUUCUGGCAAAGAAGGUGAGUACGACAGUGGCUACGACGUGAGCAGGCGGAACAUGAUCAAGGCGAUUGCUGAUCUCUACAAGGAGGAGAUGAGAAGACAGGAAGAUAUGAGCAUGGAGGAUGCUAUACUGUGCGAUAACGGUCCUAAGGAGAUAUCGAUAUUCUUCCACGAAAACCCAGAAGUGAAGAUCGUGGACCUAGCUCAAGAUCAUCGGAAUAACAACGAUUGUCUCGUCCUUAACAUCAAUUCUCCGGAUGUUUCGAGUAAGGUGGUGCUCAAGUGCGACGGGAGCAUCAGCGGCGAUGAUUUUGGAUGGGGAGAAGAUUGGUGAUUCAAGUAGAGAGCUGAAACAAGUCUCAACUGAUUAGAAAUGGAACAAGCCCAACUGAACUGGGUCCUCGUUGCCUCGCUUUGAAGCAAACAAGCACCCACCCGCCUCGGUGAAACCCGGGGGAUAAAAACGCCUUGCAGGCCAAGCAACACAACCAGGAGCUCUAUUGGCCCGGCCGCACCAGCAAGCAAGUACCAGUGGCAGAGGAAAGGAAGACGAUGAGGUUUAUGGAUGCUACGGGUAACUAGGGUUGAUUGGCCCGCCUCAAUUUCAGCUUGCAGUAGUUCAGAGGAGGCCGGAUAUGCUUGUCGUAGACAGCGCGUCUUUUUUCUCAUCAACCUUGGCUACGGCAAGAGACGCCCUAUUUGUCGGCCUUGUUUGGCAAGUCAGGGAGUAGUGUGCAGAUGGAUCGGACGCCGGUCCAAGUCUUGAAAACAAUGGUGUUGUGAGAGUAGUAUGCGUCUCCGUCCACGUAUGUAUGUGUCGUCUCUCGCCAGCUUCGUUCAUGGAAGAUGAGGCAGCAAGACUAGGGUACGGGUGGCGGGUGUGACGUCGCAGACAGAUGAAACGGAUGGAUGGCUCCGACGCACCGUUUGGUAAUUAAUGAUCACAGCCAACGCACAACAAUAAGAGAGACUCGAACCCGGAUUAACAUGUCUCGGAUAGCGAAGAUCCCACAGCGAUCAGGGCAGGCUUCAAAGAAGCCUACAGAUGUUGUGCGUAGAGCCAGCCUUCAAGGUUUGUGGCGACCCGACCAUCAUGGCGGGAGCACGCUGUGGUGAUGUGGGGUGAGGUCUGUCUGUCUGUUGGAGAAUUUGGGUGCGGUUGCUUGGCAAACGGUGGCGGCGGGGAUGGCCAUCGAAAAUAAAUCGUAGUCCCAACUACGGUUGCCUAUAAGAUCAUCAGUCUUGCGUGCGUUGACUUCAUUUCUGCGCACACCCUUGAUUGUGGAUAUAAUUUUACUUCU
This is a messenger RNA of Ectocarpus sp. CCAP 1310/34, 1567 nucleotides long. The record is from the annotation of a GenBank genome assembly. NCBI's taxonomy places the organism in Eukaryota, Phaeophyceae, Ectocarpales, Ectocarpaceae.